AUGGCUCAGACGCUGCAGAUGGCGAUCCCUAACUUUGGCAACAACGUCCUGGAGUGUCUGAACGAACAGCGGCUGCAGGGCCUCUACUGUGAUGUCUCCGUGGUCGUCAAGGGACACGCCUUCAAGGCCCACCGCGCAGUUCUGGCAGCCAGCAGCUCCUACUUCCGGGAUCUGUUCAACGCCGGGGGGAAGAGCUCGGUGGUGGAGCUGCCCCCGGCCGUGCAGCCGCAGAGCUUCCAGCAGAUCCUGGCCUUCUGCUACACAGGACGCCUCAGCAUGAACGUUGGAGACCAGUUCCUGCUCAUGUACACCGCCGGCUUCCUCCAGAUCCAGCAGAUCAUGGAGAAGGGCACAGAGUUUUUCCUCAAGGUCUCAUCUCCAAGCUGUGACUCCCAGGGUCUCCACACUGAGGAGACCCCGCCCUCUGAGCCUCAGAGUCCCGUCACUCAAACGGUGGGAGGGGGCGGAGUCGGCGUGGUCGCCACAGCCGCGGGAAGGCCUUCCUCUUGCCUGACGCCCCUCCCCCUGGUGUCCAAAGUGAAGACAGAACAGACAGAGAGCUCUCCCUACUCGGUGGUCUGCACCCCUGUGGCCAAGCGGCUGUGGGAAGGGGGCAACCGUGACGGGGGAGGGGGGUCUGGAGGGGGCGGAGGAGGUGGGAUGAGGAAGGCUGCGCGCUACUCCUCCUCCUCCUCUUCCUCCUCCACCUCCUCCAACAACACUACCCAUGAUGCCUCUGGGCGUGGACUUGCAGCCAACGCCGCCAUGGUGGGUGGCGGCGGCGGCGGCGCCACUUCGGUGGGAGGAGUCGGACUCAACAGUAACCACAACAACAAUAACAACAACAACGGCGGGACCCCCGAGGGCACGAGCCCGGGCACCCUGAGCAUGUACACCAGCGACUCGCCCAUCAGUUACCACGACGACGAGGAGGAGGACGACAUAGCGGACGAGAGCGCCGAGGAGCAGUACAGACAGAUCUGCAACAUGUACACCAUGUACAGCAUGCUGAACGCCGGCGCAGCAGUGGUCGGGGAGAGGGUGGAGGCUCUGCCGGACUUGGCCCCAGACUCCGGCGGCGGACGGGGAGGCAGGGGGGCGCGGUCCCGGCAGGACCUGGCGUCGCUGCCUGCCGAGCUCAUCAGCCAGAUCGGGAACCGCUGCCACCCGAAGCUGUACGAGGAGGGCGACCCGGCCGAGAAGCUGGAGCUGGUGAGCGGCACCUCCGUGUUCAUCUCCCGCGCCCAGCUCAUGAACUGCCACGUCAGCGCCGGCACCCGCCACAAAGUGCUGCUCAGACGCCUGCUGGCCGCGUUCUUCGACAGGAGCACUCUGGCAAACAGCUGUGGGACUGGUAUCCGCUCUUCUACCAACGACCCGAGUCGUAAACCGCUGGACAACAGAGUCCUGCACGCUGUCAAAUUUUACUGCCAGAAUUUCGCACCAAGCUUUAAAGAGAGCGAGAUGAACGCCAUUGCGGCCGACAUGUGCACCAACGCCCGUCGCGUCGUCCGCAAGAGCUGGAUCCCCAAGCUUAAACUGCUGAUGGCCGACAGCGACGCCUACUCCGCCUUCCUGGCCGACAGCGUGAAGAUGGAGGCAGACGCACUGGGGGCAGAUCAAGGCUUUGACCCUGCCUCCCUGGAAGCUGUGGCGGCAGCGGCGGCAGCGGCCGCCAACAGUAACGAAGGGGGAGGCGGAGCCACGCCAGCAGAGACCCUCCACGGGGCGGGAGGAGACGGCAGCACUUUGUUUUGAGUGAGU
Messenger RNA from Seriola dumerili (greater amberjack), 1764 nucleotides. RefSeq names its product nucleus accumbens associated 1 (gene nacc1b). Gene Ontology annotation, biological process: regulation of transcription by RNA polymerase II. The record is from RefSeq and is a predicted model, not a curated record. NCBI's taxonomy places the organism in Eukaryota, Metazoa, Chordata, Actinopteri, Carangiformes, Carangidae. Bases 1 to 1758 code for a protein of 585 amino acids. Gene Ontology annotation, molecular function: DNA-binding transcription factor activity, RNA polymerase II-specific; protein binding; RNA polymerase II cis-regulatory region sequence-specific DNA binding. The transcript is spliced from 7 exons.